Cannabis sativa is the source of this 375-nucleotide messenger RNA. Its product is annotated as E3 ubiquitin-protein ligase SIRP1-like. NCBI's taxonomy places the organism in Eukaryota, Viridiplantae, Streptophyta, Magnoliopsida, Rosales, Cannabaceae. The record is from RefSeq and is a predicted model, not a curated record. Gene Ontology annotation, molecular function: ubiquitin protein ligase activity. Gene Ontology annotation, biological process: protein ubiquitination. The transcript has a single exon. The coding region runs from base 1 to 375 and encodes 124 amino acids. Gene Ontology annotation, cellular component: cytoplasm.
AUGAUAAACAACAACGAUUAUGAUCAUAAUUUGAAUGAAGAAGUCGGUGUUAAUAUUUCCGUUGAAGUUUUGGUUUAUGAACUACCUCAACUUGAUGACGACGACGACUACGACGACGACGACGACGAUGAUGACGACUUUGAUAUGAAUGAUGUUCCAAUUUGCUUUGUGGCGGCAAGUGAAGAGUCAAUCGAGAAAUUAGAAAAAGUUUGGGUUAAAGAUAAUCCAAUUUUUUGUUCGAUUUGUUUGGAGGAUGUUUCGGUUGGUUUGGAAGCUGCUAAGUUACCAUGCACUCACGCGUAUCAUGAAGGAUGUGUUGUUGAGUGGCUACAAGUUAGUAAAUUUUGUCCAAAUUGUAGAGUCGAGAUAGUUUAA